UAGAGUUACCGGGAAGAGCAACAAAGUUGAAUGGUGAAGGAAUAUUAUGUUUAGAUAAGACAAAGUUGAGGCGAUUACUCUUAAAACUUUCACGAAUAUUCUUUACUAAAACUUCGAAAACCUCAAUCAUGGGACUCUUGGACAUAUACAAUGAGAAGAAACAUAAGGGACACCUUACUCAUGAAAUAAUUGCUGGUGCUGCUGCUUUUGAAGCGAUGAAGCACCACGAAAAAAAGAAACAAGAACAAACCGGACAAAAAGAUAAGCAUGCUUUUCUUAAAGAGGCAUUCGUAGCAUUUGCUGUUGCUGAAGCAGAAAAGCUCAUUGAGACGAAAGGUCUUGAUGCUGUUGAUAAAGCAAAAGCAAAAAAGCAUGCGCGAGAACAAGCUGAAAAGUUAUACGAUAGUAAUAAUUAA
Dentiscutata erythropus is the source of this 416-nucleotide messenger RNA. The record is from the annotation of a GenBank genome assembly. NCBI's taxonomy places the organism in Eukaryota, Fungi, Glomeromycota, Glomeromycetes, Diversisporales, Gigasporaceae.